This is a messenger RNA of Centropristis striata (black sea bass), 1315 nucleotides long. RefSeq names its product NADH:ubiquinone oxidoreductase subunit A9a (gene ndufa9a). Gene Ontology annotation, cellular component: mitochondrion. The transcript is spliced from 11 exons. The coding region runs from base 89 to 1234 and encodes 381 amino acids. Gene Ontology annotation, molecular function: protein-containing complex binding. NCBI's taxonomy places the organism in Eukaryota, Metazoa, Chordata, Actinopteri, Perciformes, Serranidae. The record is from RefSeq and is a predicted model, not a curated record.
GACUGCACGCUGAGCUAAACUCAUUGCUCCCCUGCACUGACGUGACGUGAUCGUAUUUUGGCCCACACGGUAUGCCGUAGUCUGAAAGAUGGCGACCGUAGCGCUGGUUAGCCGUCCUGUGAGUGUCCUUCCAAAGAUUUCAGGUAGCUGCUCCCCUGCUGUGUUGUCAGCUGCCUCCGUCACCACAGUCCAGAAGAGGAAGCUGCAUCAUGCUGUCGUCCCCAAAGGGAAAGGAGGACGCUCCUCCUCCAGUGGAAUAGCAGCAACGGUGUUUGGUGCCACAGGCUUUCUGGGCCGUUAUGUGGUCAACAGGCUCGGUCGGAUUGGCUCUCAGGUUAUCAUACCUCACCGCUGUGAUCAGUAUGACCUCAUGUACUUCAGGCCCAUGGGUGAUCUGGGACAGAUCCUUUUUAUGGAGUGGGAUGCCAGGAAUAAAGACUCCAUCAAACAGGCUUUGGAGCACUCUAAUGUUGUCAUCAACCUCGUGGGCAGAGAGUGGGAGACCAGGAACUACCAGUUUGAAGAUGUCUUUGUGACCAUCCCCCAGCAGAUUGCCAAGGCCGCCAGAGAGGCUGGCGUCACAAAGUUCGUCCACAUGUCUCACCUCAACGCCGACAUACGCAGCCCGUCCAAAUAUCUGAGGAACAAGGCUGUAGGAGAGACGGCAGUGAGAGACGAGUUCCCUGAAGCGAUCAUCAUGAAGCCCUCUGAGAUGUUUGGGAGGGAGGACAGAUUCUUCAACUACUUUGCAAACAUGCGCUGGUUUGGCAGUGCUGUUCCUCUCAUGUCCAUGGGGAAGAAGACUGUGAAGCAGCCUGUUCAUGUGGUGGAUGUGGCCAAGGCCAUCAUCAAUGCUGUCAGAGACCCUGAUGCUAAUGGAAAGACUUAUGCGCUAGUUGGUCCCAACCGUUAUCAGCUCCAUGACCUGGUGGAGUACAUCUACGCGGUGGCACACAGACCUUUUGUGCCCUACCCCAUGCCGCGGCCAUUGUACCACCUUGCUGCUAAGUUUUUCGCAAUGAACCCAUUUGAGCCGUGGACAACCCCAGACAAAAUCGACAGGUUUCACACAACAGACAUGAAGUACCCAGGACUUCCUGGUCUGGAAGAUCUUGGUAUCACUCCUUCCACCGUAGAACAAAAAGCGAUUGAGAUUCUGCGCCGUCAUCGCCGAUAUCGUUACCUGGAGGCUGACCCGGAUGAGGCGAAGCCGGCCAAGACCGUCAACUAUUAAACGACCAGCAACACCAAGGCAGAGUGUUUGGUCUUUAACUAUAUUCUGUAUAUAAAUUAAAAAGAUGAUCCUCUAAGUGUU